CUAUUUCCAUUACCCUCUCCUCUCUUUAAGUUCUAGUUUUUCAAAUAUGCAGAUUAAGAAACUACCACUUCUUCAUCUUCUAUGGUGUUUUCUCUUCGUUUCCCAGUUUUUCCAGCUAUCCCAUGGCGAUGUCGGCACCGCUGCCCACUACAGCCCUCCAUAUUUACCAACGACGUGCUUCGGCGACGAUCAAACGGAGUUCCCAUCGACCAAUUUGUUCGCGGCGGCCGGAGACGGGAUAUGGGACAAUGGAGCAUCGUGCGGGAGACAAUACCGGGUUCGGUGCAUAAGUGCUUCGCAGCCUGGCACUUGUGUUCCCGACCAGACGAUCCAGGUCAAAAUUGUCGAUUAUGCUCCGACGGCACUCUCUCCGUCUUCAGCUCAAUCCACCACCAUUGUGCUUUCCAGGACGGCUUUCGGUGGAAUCACCAACAAAGCUGUCGACUCCAUCAACAUUGAAUUCCAACAGGUUUGAUACGGAAGGGAAGAUUAAAGAUGCAUGUUUUAUCUGCUAAUCUGUCAUAGUCAAAGCUGUUUUUUUGGUCUUGGAGUGUUUAUAAAAAAAAACGAUUGAUUGAUGAUGAGAUUUUUUUUCAUUGGUAAAUAUUCAAUGUU
Hibiscus syriacus is the source of this 615-nucleotide messenger RNA. RefSeq names its product EG45-like domain containing protein. Lineage: Eukaryota; Viridiplantae; Streptophyta; Magnoliopsida; Malvales; Malvaceae. The record is from RefSeq and is a predicted model, not a curated record. The transcript has 3 exons. The coding region runs from base 47 to 475 and encodes 142 amino acids.